Molecule: messenger RNA, 1268 nt
Organism: Salvia miltiorrhiza (redroot sage)
Lineage: Eukaryota; Viridiplantae; Streptophyta; Magnoliopsida; Lamiales; Lamiaceae
Product: transcription factor MYB93-like
Exons: 3
Coding region: 138-965 (275 amino acids)
Source: RefSeq, a predicted model, not a curated record
GUGGGAUACGCAGGGUUAGGUUUCGAAAUCACUCAAAAAUACAUAUAAAAAGAAAAGGAAGCGGUGUGUGUGGUCUCUACUGUCUAUAUAUAGAUAGAAAACGUGGUUAGUGAUUUGGUAGAUAACAAAAAUUGGAGAUGAUGGGGAGAUCUCCGUGCUGCGACGAGAGUGGUCUGAAAAAGGGGCCAUGGACUCCCGAAGAAGACGAUAAACUCAUAAACUACAUCCACAAACACGGCCACGGCAGCUGGCGCGCUCUCCCCAAACUUGCAGGUUUGAACAGAUGUGGUAAGAGCUGCAGACUGCGAUGGACUAACUAUCUCCGCCCGGAUAUCAAGAGAGGCAAAUUCUCCCAAGAAGAGGAGCAAACCAUCCUCAAUCUCCACGCCAUUCUUGGCAACAAGUGGUCGGCGAUCGCCACACACCUCCCGGGGAGAACUGACAACGAGAUCAAGAACUUUUGGAACACUCAUCUGAAGAAGAAACUGAUACAAAUGGGGUUCGACCCGAUGACCCACCGGCCGCGCACCGACAUCUUCUCGACCUUGCCGCACCUCAUAGCCCUAGCCAACCUCAUCGAAAACCCUUCAUGGGAGGACCAAGCCAUGCGCAUCCACAACGACGCCCUGCACAUGGCCCGCCUCAACAACUACUUGACCUACAUUCUGCAGCCGCCCUCCUCCGACCUCCUCCUCAAUUUGCCCCCGCAGCAGCAGCAGCAGCACCAGCCCUAUAAUUUUCAAGACUCGCUUGCCUUCGCACAUAUGCCGGAUUUGAUACCGGCCACCGCCGCCGGGCCGGAUGCCUCGUGGAUGGCGCCGUUGACUGAGACGUCCAUCACCAACACCAACACCAACACCAACACCAACACCAACACCGGAGAUGCUUGCAGCACGUCCAGCUAUGGAGGCGCGCAAAUUUGGUCUGAGCUGCUGGAUGAUCCCUUCUUUCAAGAGAUCGCCUAGUGUUACGUUCCACCAAAUGCUCAUAUAUAGCUGCUACAGGAAAGGUUUGGAAUUUUUCCUUCUCAUUUCUAUGAAUUUUCCAUCUGUUUUUUUUUUUUUUUUUUUUUUUGUGAAAUAGGAAAAAGCUAUGAAUUAACAGCCUACACAUUGUUCAUAUAUAACCCAGAGUUUUAUAUUAUGCGUGCUUUUUAGAAUGGCUAGAGCUACACAUUUUUUUUUUUAAUUACCUAAGUUUGAUUUUGUUUCAUAUGUACAAAGAAAGGACAUAUAAUAUAUAUAUGAUCAGAACGAUUUCUUCUAUCA